Molecule: messenger RNA, 4644 nt
Organism: Aureobasidium vineae
Lineage: Eukaryota; Fungi; Ascomycota; Dothideomycetes; Dothideales; Saccotheciaceae
Source: the annotation of a GenBank genome assembly
AUGUCGUUUCUGUUCAAGUCGUCCAAGAAGCAGCAGGGCUCUGCUCUACCUGCUGCGACGCGCAAUAUCAAGUCCUCAGACGGCCCCGGUACUCCCUCCAACAUUCCCUCGGCUCUUGGACAUGCGCGAGACGGCUCUGGUGGCAGUCCAAGAGAGAAGUCCCAGCAAACCCCUACACCCGNNCACUCACGUAUGCGUCCCCACCAAGACUCCUCGCCGUAUCCUUGGUCCCAGCGACACCUGAACUUUACCGUCCCUACGAACCAUCCAUUCCCUCGUUAUGGCGCCGCCGCGAACUCAUUGUCGUCCAAGGAUGGUUCAAUCUAUAUCAUGGGUGGUUUGAUCCACGGCUCGACCGUCAAGGGCGACUUGUGGAUGAUCGAGUCCGCCCCCAACAACCUCAGCUGCUAUCCCGUCGCGACCACUUCCGAGGGCCCUGGUCCGAGAGUAGGACAUGCUGCCUUGCUGGUUGAANACGCUUUUAUCGUCUUUGGAGGAGACACAAAGACGGACGAGACCGACAUGCUCGAUGAUACCCUUUAUUUGCUGAAUACCUGUGCGUUGUCGGACUCCUGGCCGAGUUUUGACUAUUUGCUAACUGUUGACAGCCNNACCAAGCAAUGGUCGAGAGCUGCUCCGGCAGGCCCUCGUCCCCCGGGCCGCUAUGGCCACUCGCUAAACAUCAUUGGCUCAAAGAUUUAUAUUUUUGGUGGUCAAGUCGAGGGCUUCUUCUUUAACGAUCUAGUCACAUUUGACCUCAACGCACUGCAGCAGGCCAGCAAUAGAUGGGAGACGCUGAUUCAAAACACCAUCGAUGGAGGCCCUCCACAUGGUCAGAUUCCUCCAGCACGCACCAACCACUCGGUCGUAACGUGGAACGAAAAGUUGUACCUCUUUGGCGGUACAGAUGGAGUCACCUGGUUCAGCGACGUCUGGGCCUAUGACCCUCGAACUAAUUCCUGGUCGCAGCUUGAAUGUAUUGGCUACAUUCCAGUAGCUCGUGAGGGCCACGCAGCUGCUUUAGUUGGCGAUGUCAUGUAUGUUUUUGGAGGCCGCACUGAAGAGGGUAAUGAUCUCGGCGACCUUGCGGCCUUCCGCAUCACAACUAGGCGCUGGUACACUUUCCAGAACAUGGGUCCUUCGCCUUCACCUCGCUCCGGACAUAGCAUGACUGCUUUUGGAAAACAUAUUAUAGUUACUGGUGGUGAGCCAAGUUCGGCCCCACGAGAUGCUGCCGAACUCAGUCUUGCAUACUACUUGGAUACCAGUAAGAUACGGUAUCCCAACGACUCUCAGUCGCAAAUGCCGGCCGAUCAACGAAUUCAGGGUCACAGACGCCCAAGCGGUGACAGGACCGGUAUCCCACAGAGUCGUGCCUCUCCUCGGGACCAAGUGGAUUCUGAUGGCCCUCGACGUCCUGGUAGAGAUAGUUCUAUCCCAGUCAAUCGAGCUCCUGAUCCCAUGGCUGUGGGUUCGAGGCUGCCGCGUGCUGCUGGACCGCCAGGACCUGGUUCAGCACCCCAGCAACAACAACAACAACAACAACAACAACAACAGCAAAACAAGCCCACAACACCGCCGAGCCGCCAACCAACCAGACCGGAACGUGCACUGAGUCCAAAUCAAGCCGCAGCGUCGCCCACUGUUGUUACUCGCAUGGCUCCCGGACCUUUCCACAAUGACUCGGUUGGCGCAAGAACAAUGUCACCAACAACAGCUACUCCUACAAUGGCCAGCACAAACGCAAACAUCAACCCAAAGAGCCUAGAUGACGAUCAAGACAGAACGCCGCAGACAUACAAACCAACUCAUCAACCAAUUUCUUCGAUUGACAAGUCUGUGGAUCAAACUUUCUCGCCCCCAUCCAGGACUAGUUCAAGAACUGGAGCACAAGCAGUUCGCGAAAACACCGAAGAAACAGCCAAUCAACCAAUGCACCGUACGCAUCCAUCAUUGCGAAACUUGGAGCCGCAAGAACGAUUCGAUAGAGGAACGCCAGUCGACAUGUCCCGCCAUCCCACCCAGCGAGAGAUUGUGCCUGACAAUGGUCGUCAAGAUGUACAGAGAGGAACACAGAUCGAUGGCCCACUGGACCAAGCACCUGUAUCUAAUCACAGCGCCAGCAGUCUGACCAAAGAGCUAGAAACCGAGAAGACCAAAAAUGCCUGGUUCGCAUCGGAGCUUGCGCUGGCACGAAAGGCAGGUUACUCUCGGAGCACUACAAACACUCCAGCCUUCGAUGAACGCUCUACCGACGCGUUCGGCGAUGACGAUAGACCACUCGUGGAAGCUUUGCUCCGUAUGCGCGCAGAGCUGGCCAAGGUGCAGGGCUCUAUCGACAGUCAAGCAGAAGCUGCGGCCGCUCGUAUCGCCGAAAUAGAAAAGCAAAGAGAUACCGCCAUCAGCGAAGCCGUCUUCGCCAAAGCAAAGCUCGCGGGUCAAGGAGGCGCUUCACCUCUACUAGACUCUAGCCGACAUGGUACUCCCGACACAGAUCGCGUCGGUGACAUGAACAGACGACUUGCAUCUUCACUCGCAGCUCAGACCGAAUUAUCCCGCAAGAUCGACAGCCUGAUUCACGAGAAGGAAGCCGAGAAGCAAGCCCGGCUUUUGGCAGAGGAGACUGCCGAAGCCGCUCAGCAACGCGUCACCGAACUCAACACGGAUAGACAACGCAUUGCCUCAGAAAUUGAAUCGCUGCGCGACGAACUACACGAGGCUCAGAAGACUGCUAGAGAAGCUUCUGCCAACCAUGCUGAUGCACUUGCCUCGCACAAACUUCUCGCCGUUGACAAAACCGAACUCAGUACCAGACUGGAGAAUGCUCUCGCAGAAACAGCGGAACAUGAGGCAAUUCUUGGCUCUUUACGCGAAGCACUGGCAGCGUCGACUGACAAGUCCAAUCUUCUCGAGAAUCGUCUUGAGGAAGAGAAGAGAGAGCGAAACGAGCUCGAGCAGCAAGUCUCUCAACUCCGAUCGCAACAUGAAGAGCGUGCCACCGAGCUCGAAACCACUGGCCGGCGUCUUAGAGAUGCAGAAGACCUCGCCGUAAAACAUGCAACUGAAGCACGUACUCACCGUCAAGCUGUUCUAGACGGGCUCGGCAAGAUUUCCUCACGCGGUUCCGACACUCGCAACGUUACUGAUGAGCGUGUCACUAUCCUUCAUGGGCAGGUUGAAACGGCCAAUACUAUGGCCAGGCAAAACCAAGCUGCAGCCGAUCUUGCCUCUGAGAAACUGCGACGUGCUGAAGAGCGUAUUGCUGGACUUGAGUCUUAUCAAGAGCAGGCCUCCCGUGAAGGCUUGACGAUUCGAAAGCAGCUUCAGACGGCACUCAAGGAGGCUCGAACCCUGGCCGAAGAACGGGCCGACUUGCAGCAGCAAUUGCAGAGCCAGCAGCUGGAAACAAAUGCCAUUGCCGUGCAGCACGGUGCUCUCAAGGACAUUUUGUCUGAGCGUGGCGUGAACCCUGUUGAUGUGCGCAAGUCUCGGGGCUUUGACUCGCCUUCAUCGCAAAUCAGAUUUGGCACUCCUGAUAUUCAGCGUGUCAAAGAACUGGAGCAGCAACUGGAGGCUAAUCUUAGAGCGCACGAAGAGAUGAAGACUAGUCUGGAGGAAAUGCAGGACCGCGAAGGUCUUACCAGGAAGGAGUACGAGGAGAAACUUGCGACAUUGCACAAUGAUCACCAGGCAGCCGUGAAGUACCUUCGUGGCACUGAGAAGAUGCUUAGUAAGAUGAAGCAGGAACUGCAGCGUGUCAAGAACCAAGCUGCAGACUAUGCGAAGGAGCUGGACACAAUGCGUACCAAAGAGAACGACACUCGUAGCCUGGAUCACGAGUCUAAUGCUAACCACGGUGCCGAAAAAGAUGACCUCCGAAAGGACCUCGAAAAGAUGAAGACAGACCUGGAGGCCCAAAUUUCGAGCCUGCACCUUCAGCUUGGCGAGAGAGAGACCGAUCUCAACAAUCUGCGCAACUCUCAUGAANACGACGCAAUCAAAGUUUGCCACGCUUCAGUCGACUCACGAAACCUCGCGAGCAGAUCUAGAGCGCCUGCAGAGGAGAAUGCACAAUUGGAGGAGCGCGCUCGGGAUGCCGAGAACAAGGUCCAACUCCUGCUUGAUCAAGUCGAGUCAUCUGUCGACAAUUACCGGCGUCAAUCGUCGAUGCCAAACGGCAACACAAAUGGGUUUGGUCACCACAGAGCGCUGAGCAACGUGAGUGCCAGCACGGCCAAUUUUAUACCUGUGCACUCUCGGGGCCAUUCUCGAGGCGAAUCACUGGGAGGUGACAGCAUCUACUCCCAAAGUGUUGCAGCUUCGGAGACGGGCGAGAUUGAAGUGCCAGACGGACGUGAUAGCCUCGCGCUCGACAAUCUUGCCACAGAGCUGGACGCUCUACGCACGCAGUGGGAGACGACCAACAAGUCAUACCGUAUCAGCGAUCUCGAGUUCGAAAAGACACCGACGAGUGGUACUGCGCCAGCUGAGUUUGGCCUGGACAACUGGAGACGUGGAUUAGAAGUUGGCCAUGAUGAUGACGAUGACGAUGAUGAGCGACCGAGCACGUCGAGUUCAGUUGCCCAACCUGUGACUUCCUCGUCGAGUGCAGCAGCGCACCCAGCCAUCAAGGAACGGGUUUGA